AUGUCCUCCUCAAAACUCACCAUAACAUCCACCCUCCCCCUCCUCAACACCCCCCUCCAAAUUCCGCGCCUCGGCUUCGGCGUGUACCAGUCCCCCACCAACAUCUGCGUCGCCUCUUGCCUGACCGCCCUCAAAGCCGGCUACCGACACAUCGACACAGCCCAGUUCUACGCCAACGAGACCGAAGUCGGCGCCGCUGUCACUCAAUCCGGCCUCAAGCGCUCCGAGGUGUUUCUCACGACCAAGAUCCUUGGUGCCGCGGGUAGCGUGGACGGUAGCUAUCGGAAGUGUGUUGAGAGUGUACAGAAGCUGGAUCCGGAGUCUGGUUAUGUGGACUUGUUCUUGAUACACAGUCCGAAUGCGGGCGGGAAGGCAAGGAAGGAGAUGUGGUUGGCGUUGGAGCGGUUAUGGAAGGAAGGGAAGGCUAAGGCGAUUGGGGUGAGCAAUUGGGGCGUGGGGCAUAUUGAGGAGAUGAAGGAGUAUAAGCAGGAGGUGUGGCCGCCGCAUGUUAAUCAGAUUGAGCUCCAUCCAUGGUGCCAACAGCGCGAGAUCGUCGACUACUGCAACAACCACAAGAUCAUCGUCGAGGCAUACUCACCACUUGUGCGCAAUUACAAGGCAAACGACAGUACACUACUGGAGCUGGCCAAGCAGCACAACAAGACCACCGCUCAAGUAUUGAUCCGGUACUGUCUGCAGAAGGGCUGGGUGCCGCUACCGAAGAGCGAUACACCGGAGAGGAUUGUUGCGAAUGCGGAUGUCUAUGGGUUUGACUUGAGUGAGAAGGAUAUGAACACGUUGGACGGGCUGGACGAGGGGGAUGCUGGGAGCAUUGUGCAGGCUGUGACGAACACGCUGUGA
Cyphellophora attinorum is the source of this 861-nucleotide messenger RNA. RefSeq lists its product as uncharacterized. The coding region runs from base 1 to 861 and encodes 286 amino acids. The record is from RefSeq and is a predicted model, not a curated record. Lineage: Eukaryota; Fungi; Ascomycota; Eurotiomycetes; Chaetothyriales; Cyphellophoraceae. The transcript has 2 exons. Gene Ontology annotation, molecular function: oxidoreductase activity.